AUGGAAGAGCAAGUAAGAAAUAACGUAACUUCAUCUGAUCACGAGGCUAGAGUUCGAGAGCUAGAAGCACAACUAGCUCGAAUGGAAAGGACGAAUGAGCGACUGCUCACCCUCAUGGAGAAUCAGGCUCAAGAGGCCAAAGACGACGGGAAAUACUUUAAGAAUAUGACAUUUCAUCUUCCGCCGCAAUACGACGGAGAAGCUGAUCCGGUUCGCUUCGAGAAUUGGCUCGCAGAGAUGGAGAAACUUUUAGAAGUCAUUAACUGUCCAGCGCACUUAAAAUUAAAGCUAGCUUUUUUUUACCUAUCUGGUCCAGGAGAGUUAUGGUGGCAUUCUGUCAAGGCCAUGAUGACUGAUACCUUUUGGGAUGAUUUCCUUAUAACUCUUCGUCAGCAAUUUUAUCCGUCAUCACUCCAACGGAAAAAGGAGAAUGAGUUCUUACUUCUUCGCCAGGGUCUUAUGACCGUGAUUGAGUACAGUUGUAAGUUCAAUGAGCUGUCUCGAUUUGCUUCUGACAUCGUAAGUAAGGAAAGUGUUUGUGCAUCCCGCUUCUUCGAGGCUCUUAAUCUUAAGAUCCAAAAGGGGAUCAGGAAGUAUUCUAACUUCCGAGAUCUCUACGAUCGAGCGCUUGAGUAUGAGAGGAUCCUUGACAAGGAGGAUAACACCAACAAAACAAAAUAUGGUGGAGGCAACAACAAUAGGAACAAGUGGCCGACCAAUUGGGAUCGCAAGCCGUUCUACCCAACAACUUUAACAAAAACCACAAUUCGGAAGUGUCGCUUAUGUGGUAAGGAUCACCAAGGUCGUUUAUGCAUUGGGAAGAUCAUCUGCUUCAAAUGCAAAAAGGAGGGUCAUGUUUCCACUAAUUGCCGAGAAGGGAUCCAUUUGGGAGCUAGAAGUACUGGUAUUUAUGGAGCUCCUGGUUCUUCAGGAAUUCAGAGUAUUGCAACUAGGAGGAUUGCGGGUUUGCACGCUAUUAGCAAGCAUGUAGACGAUCUUCAUCAGGCGUUUGAGGGUAAGGUCAUUUCUGGUCACUUUGCCGUAGGAGACUCUUUAGCGCAUAUUCUUUUUGAUUCAGGAGUCGACUGA
This is a messenger RNA of Amaranthus tricolor (Joseph's coat), 1089 nucleotides long. RefSeq lists its product as uncharacterized. The record is from RefSeq and is a predicted model, not a curated record. Lineage: Eukaryota; Viridiplantae; Streptophyta; Magnoliopsida; Caryophyllales; Amaranthaceae. Bases 1 to 1089 code for a protein of 362 amino acids. The transcript is spliced from 2 exons. Gene Ontology annotation, molecular function: nucleic acid binding; zinc ion binding.